AUGAAGUUCUUCUCUCUCUUCGCGUCUCUCGCACUCAGCGCCGUGCAAGUCACGGCCGCGCCGGCCGAGCUUGCCGCUCGCGCGCCGACUCUGUACCUCUGUGGAGACAGCACCAUGGCUCGCAGCAGUGACUCUCAGAUGGACGGCUGGGGACAGUACGUUUCCAAGUACCUGAACAUCGCCGUUGUCAACAGGGCCAUCGGCGGCCGCUCUUCUCGUUCUUUCUGGAACGAGGGUCGCUUCCAGAACGUCGCGAACGAGGUCAAGUCCGGAGACAUUGUCGUCAUCGAGUUCGGCCACAACGAUGUCGGCUCCCCCCGCUCCAACGACAACGGCCGCUCCGUCUGCCCCGGCGAGGGCACCGAGACUUGCGUCUCCGACACCACCGGCGAGACCGUGUACACCUUCGUCUUCUACGUCAUCCAGGCUGCUAAGCUCAUGCGGGCCAAGGGCGCCACUGUCAUCCUCAGCUCCCAGACCCCCAAGAACCAGUGGUCGACCGGCACCUGGGUUGGCAUUCCCUCUCGCUUCGUCCCCAUGCAGUUGAAGGCGAAGAACGCCCUUGCAGACAGCGGAGUCACCUUCUUCGACCACCACCAGGCUGUCAGCAACAUGUACCGCAAGAUGGGCGCCUCUGCCGUCAACGCUCUGUACAUCAAGGACAACACCCACACCAGCCCUGCCGGUGCCGACCUCAGCUCCCAGGCGUUUGUCCAAGGCAUCUCUCAGAGCAUGAACGGCACCACCAGCCUGGCUGCCCACGUCAAGACCCCGGUCAAGAUCGUGUACUAA
Colletotrichum karsti is the source of this 792-nucleotide messenger RNA. RefSeq names its product GDSL-like Lipase/Acylhydrolase. The record is from RefSeq and is a predicted model, not a curated record. The coding region runs from base 1 to 792 and encodes 263 amino acids. The transcript has a single exon. Lineage: Eukaryota; Fungi; Ascomycota; Sordariomycetes; Glomerellales; Glomerellaceae. Gene Ontology annotation, molecular function: hydrolase activity.